AGGUGUCGGUCCGCUGACUCUGCUCUCACCGCUGCAGGUUGCUGAGGACCGGGGAGAGAGAGAGAGGAACAUGGGCUCAGCUUCCUCCUCCUACCGGGUCAUCUACCUGGACGUGGACGGCAGGAUCCAGAAGGUGGUGUUCAGUAGAUUCUGCAGCUCGUGUGACAUUAAAGAGCUGUUCUGUACAGCGCUCGGUGUGCCAAGGAACACUAAUCUGUCUCUGCUGGACUCGUCUGGAGCCAUGGUGUCCAUCGACCCCACCAUGCCACACAACUCAGAGAGGUCACCAUACAGAUUGGUGCCUACAACUGGAGGACAGCUUGCUGAUAAAGAGGAACUCUUUCAGAAUGUACUGACGCAAGUGGCCGAGCAGUUUUCAAGAGCGUUCAAGAUCAACGAGCUGAAGACCGAAGUCACCAACCGUCUCGCCAUGUUGGAGAAAAGAGUCGAGCUGGAGGGGAUGAAGGUGGUGGAGAUCGAGAAAUGUCGCAACGACAUCAAGAAGCUCCGUGAGGAGAUGGCAUCCAGAAACAACAGUAACUUCCUGGAAGACCAUAAGAAGCUGACUCCUUGCAGAGACGUUAUGUCCUACCCAAAGUACCACCUGUCUAGGGAGACAGUAGAAGCUCUUAGAUUGCCUACGUUCGAUGCUUGGCAGUGGGAGCCCAACGAGAUGCUGACCUGUCUGGAGCACAUGUACCAUGACCUGGGUUUGGUCAAAGACUUCAACAUUAACCCCAUCACACUCAAGAGAUGGCUGCUGUGUAUUCAUGACAACUACAAGAAUAAUCCUUUCCACAACUUCCGCCACUGUUUCUGUGUCACCCAGAUGAUGUACAGCAUGAUCUGCCUCUGCAGCUUACAGGAAAAGUUCACUCAGGUGGACGUUUUGAUUCUCAUGACGGCUGCUGUGUGUCACGAUCUGGAUCACCCUGGAUUCAACAACACGUAUCAGAUUAAUGCCAGGACGGAGUUGGCGGUUCGUUAUAAUGACAUCUCCCCUCUGGAGAAUCACCACUGUGCUGUGGCCUUCCAGAUCUUCUCUCAGCCCGACUGCAACAUCUUCUCACACUUUGACCCCGAAGCCUUCAAACAGAUACGACAGGGAACCAUCACACUCAUCCUCGCCACAGACAUGGCACGACACGGAGAAAUCCUCGAUUCCUUCAAGCAGAAAGUCGACAAUUUUCACUACACGGACGAGGAGCACGUCACCUGUUUGAAGAUGGUGCUGAUUAAGUGCUGUGACAUCUCUAACGAGGUUCGUCCCAUGGAGGUGGCUGAGCCGUGGGUCGACUGUCUGCUGGAGGAGUACUUCAUGCAGAGCGACAGGGAGAAGACUGAGGGACUUCCUGUGGCUCCGUUCAUGGACAGAGAAAAGGUCACCAAGCCGACGGCUCAGAUCGGCUUCAUCAAGUUCGUCCUCAUCCCGAUGUUUGAGACCGUGAUGAAGCUGUUCCCACAGAUCGAGGAGGCGAUGGUUCAGCCGCUCAGAGAGUCCAGGGACCGAUACGAGGAGCUCAAACAGAUCGAUGACGCCAUGAACGAGGUGCAGAAAAAGAAAAGUGAGAACCUGACUAUGGGAAGCAAGAAGAAGUAAAACUUUUUCGAAAAG
Messenger RNA from Scomber japonicus (chub mackerel), 1615 nucleotides. It is a transcript of the gene pde9aa, whose product is annotated as phosphodiesterase 9aa. Bases 71 to 1600 code for a protein of 509 amino acids. NCBI's taxonomy places the organism in Eukaryota, Metazoa, Chordata, Actinopteri, Scombriformes, Scombridae. The record is from RefSeq and is a predicted model, not a curated record. Gene Ontology annotation, biological process: cGMP catabolic process. The transcript is spliced from 18 exons. Gene Ontology annotation, molecular function: 3',5'-cyclic-GMP phosphodiesterase activity.